UUUUAUGUAAACACAAGUAUACGUGGGGUUGCGUGAAAAUUAUUUUUCUCUUGCUCAACCACAAAGGCAUAGAAUCAAACUGCUGGUUGUGGACACACUGGCUUCUUUUUCUUGUGGACAUUAUGGCUAAUAACACCACGAGCUUAGGGAGUCCUUGGCCAGAAAACUUUUGGGAGGACCUUAUAAUGUCCUUCACCGUAUCCGUGGCGAUUGGGCUUGCAAUCGGAGGAUUUCUCUGGGCGCUGUUCGUUUUUCUGUCUCGAAGAAGAAGAGCCAGUGCACCCAUUUCGCAGUGGAGUCCCACCAGGAGACCCAGGUCUUCCUACAACCACGGCCUCAACAGGACUGGGUUCUACCGCCACAGUGGCUAUGAACGGCGAAGCAACCUCAGCCUGGCCAGCCUCACUUUCCAGAGACAAGCUUCCAUGGAGCUGGUCAACUCCUUCCCAAGGAAAUCAAGCUUUAGGGCUUCGACUUUCCAUCCCUUCCUGCAAUGCCCACCACUUCCGGUGGAAACGGAGAGUCAGCUGAUGACCCUGUCUGCCUCCACCACCCCUUCCACCCUCAGCACCGCACACAGCCCGAGCCGGCCAGACUUCCGCUGGUCCAGCAACAGCUUGCGGAUGGGCCUUUCCACACCGCCCCCACCUGCCUAUGAAUCCAUCAUAAAGGCAUUUCCCGAUUCCUGAGUCUGAGAUUUCGUUGUUUUUAAUACUUUAAAAAAAAAAGUCUCUUUUAGAAAGAAAAUGAUAUAUAGGGUAAGCGGAAUUUGGGAGCCACGGCCCCAGUAAGUAAUUUUCCAAGUUGAUAGGCUCGUGAAAGCUGAACAUUACCGAUAAGGCACAGGUUCCUUUUGAACAUGUUUUUCUCACUUAGGUCUCACAAAAGUAUGAUUUUUCUCAAAAGUCCUGUAUUUAUGUAUUUUUUGGAUUCAGUGUGAGGCAUUGAAUUAAAGAUACCGAUUAAAGAUUCUACCCUACAAAUCAUGUGUAUUUGUAUAUUUUAGGUUAAAAAGACUUUAUAUGUUUCAUUCACUUUCCCAUGAAACUGCUGACAGACAGAAGUCACUAAAAUAAGGAAUUUUAAUGUUACUUUUUGAGUAACGACUGAGUUACCAGCAUUCUUGAUUCUUAGCGCUUUCGUGGUGCGUGUUUAUGAGAUAUUAGAACAGCGGAGGCUCUAAAAGCCCAGGAUUCUACUCAGUUAUGAAUGAAAAUCAAACGAAGAUCCAAGCUGUACUGAUGUCAGAGGGAUGGUUCCAUUUUGACAGUGACUUUGGUUUUUUCCUCCGUAUAGAUUCAUCGUGUAGUUCUUCCCAAUAACAAUUACCCAUAUCAUUGAUGUAAAACCCUUGGACUUAGGGGGCAUGAGGAUUUAAUAUGCCUGCGGGGUAACGAUGUUACCACAGCAAUGGCAGCUUCAACUUACUUGUUCUAAGCACAGGGUUUUUUUUAUUUAGCAUCAAAGGACAUUUUUACUUUCUUGGAUUUAGAGCCAACAACUAGGAACGUACUUAUGUAGGACAGAGGUUAGCAACCUGUGGGUCAUGACCCCUUUGGGGAUCAAACUACGCUUUCACAGGGGUCACCAAGGACCAUUGGAAAACACAGAUUAUUUUAACGUUAUAAAAUUCACAUCAGGAGCAAAAUCACAGAUAUGAACUUAAUAAAAAUAAUGUUAUGGUUGGAGGUCACCACAACAUGAGCAACUGCAUUAAAGGAUCGCAGCAUCACGAAGGUGGAGAAGCCCUGCUCUAUGGGAAAUGUCCCUGGUAUCUCUGUGGUCAACUAAGAGUGGUUCUACAAAGAUAGUCCUCAGUGAAAACAGGCUAUCUCCUCCUGGGUCAUCUCAGGUCUCAGGCACCAGUCCAUGGGUGGUGUUCUGUGAACCCCAUCUCUAAUGCCUUUAAAAGGCUAAAGGGGGCUGAAAGGUCCCUGUAUCAGGUGGUUAACCAAGGAAUCCACAUCAACAGGUGGGGCCAUCUUUAAUGUGGGCACCAGAGACUCGGAGCGGUCCUUUUGCUUCAAAGACAGGAGUUCACUGGGGGAUUCAGAAAGCUUGCCGUUUAUGUUGGUCGCAUCAAACAGCUUGUGGGAUUGUUUCCUCUUCUGUACAUGUUUUCCCCUUUGGUGAUACCCAGUGGUCCCAGCUAAUGGUGUCUGAGCAUAGUCAAGAAUACAACUCCUUUCACAUAAAGAUCCCCUACAGCAUUUCUUUAUUAGUUUCAUCAGAUUUGUUCUAUGCAUUAUUCUUCAAGAGAAAUUAGUUUUCAAAAUGCCCACCAAAAUACCUAGUAAUUAAAUAAACAAGAGACAAAGGAAGGAAAAAAAUAUAAAGCAAACUAAGAAGCUGUGGGGAGAGCUGCUGCUUCAGUAAGAAAAUGUAGAAACUGGAAUAUGAGCCCAGUAAGAGUCCCUGAGAGAGCUUCAGCUUAUAACAAGGCUAAUUUUAGGUUGUACGUCAUUCUCGAUGUUUAACAUGAGAAGCAAGGAAGGCAUGAUUUUUAUCAGUGAUUUAUAUUGGGAAUGAAAACCGUUCCUGCCUCCUCCCAAGGGAAGGAAGUGAGAGCAGUGGUCCUCUGGUUCAUUUAGCUGUUUGGCAGAAUUCUUACACUAUCCUCAGCCUCAGUUAUGAAAUGACCAAGAAAAGUAUCUCAUAAAUAUUGUAUAUUACGUGAAAUGUGAAGUUAAAACUGAAGCUAAGAGUGUUUGUGGUUGUAAUUGUUUUUUUUUUGAAAUGUUUUUUUUAUUAUGAAAUAAAACGGAUGUUAAUUUCAA
Molecule: messenger RNA, 2777 nt
Organism: Mus musculus (house mouse)
Lineage: Eukaryota; Metazoa; Chordata; Mammalia; Rodentia; Muridae
Gene: Myct1
Product: myc target 1
Exons: 2
Coding region: 123-689 (188 amino acids)
Cellular component (GO): nuclear membrane; nucleoplasm
Source: RefSeq, marked validated